Gavialis gangeticus (Gharial) is the source of this 2377-nucleotide messenger RNA. It is a transcript of the gene ALDH1A2, whose product is annotated as aldehyde dehydrogenase 1 family member A2. Lineage: Eukaryota; Metazoa; Chordata; Crocodylia; Gavialidae. The transcript has 13 exons. Bases 79 to 1635 code for a protein of 518 amino acids. The record is from RefSeq and is a predicted model, not a curated record. Gene Ontology annotation, molecular function: aldehyde dehydrogenase (NAD+) activity.
AAAAAAAAGAAAAAAGCAAGAGAAAAGCCCAGGUCAGCCGCGGGGAGGGGGCGGGGGUGCUAUAAACCCCCCAAGACCAUGACGUCCAGUAAGAUCGAGAUGCCCGGAGAGGUGAAGGCAGACCCCGCCGCUCUGAUGGCAUCUCUGCAUCUGCUGCCGGCCCCCGCUCUCAACCUGGAGAUCAAACACACCAAGAUUUUCAUAAAUAAUGAGUGGCAAAAUUCUGAAAGUGGGAGAAUAUUCCCUGUAUAUAACCCAGCCACAGGAGAGCAGAUCUGUGAGAUCCAGGAAGCUGACAAGGUUGAUACAGACAAAGCGGUGAGGGCAGCACGCCUUGCUUUCUCUCUAGGCUCAGUGUGGAGGAGAAUGGAUGCUUCUGAAAGAGGCCAUCUCUUGGAUAAGCUGGCAGAUUUGGUUGAAAGAGACAGGGCAAUUCUUGCUACCAUGGAAUCACUGAACAGUGGCAAACCCUUUCUUCAGGCUUUCUAUGUAGAUCUUCAAGGAGUCAUAAAAACCUUGCGGUAUUAUGCAGGUUGGGCAGACAAGAUUCAUGGAAUGACCAUUCCUGUAGAUGGAGAUUAUUUUACGUUUACAAGACAUGAACCCAUCGGAGUGUGUGGACAGAUCAUCCCUUGGAACUUCCCCCUGCUGAUGUUUGCGUGGAAGAUUGCUCCAGCUCUGUGUUGUGGCAAUACAGUAGUUAUUAAACCAGCAGAGCAAACACCACUCAGUGCUCUCUAUAUGGGAGCCCUCAUCAAGGAGGCUGGCUUUCCACCAGGAGUAGUCAAUAUUUUGCCAGGAUUUGGUCCAAUUGUUGGUGCAGCAAUAGCUUCUCAUGUUGGCAUAGAUAAAAUUGCUUUUACUGGAUCUACUGAGGUUGGGAAGCUGAUCCAAGAAGCAGCUGGAAGGAGUAAUUUGAAGAGAGUUACUCUGGAGUUGGGAGGGAAGAGCCCAAACAUUAUUUUUGCAGAUGCUGAUUUGGACUAUGCUGUGGAACAAGCUCACCAGGGGGUCUUCUUCAAUCAAGGCCAGUGUUGCACGGCUGGAUCACGGAUUUAUGUGGAAGAAUCAAUCUAUGAAGAGUUUGUCAGAAGAAGCGUUGAGCGUGCCAAGAGGAGAGUAGUAGGGAGUCCUUUUGACCCAACUACAGAACAAGGUCCACAGAUUGAUAAGAAACAGUACAACAAGAUCCUGGAACUUAUCCAAAGUGGAAUUACUGAAGGUGCAAAACUCGAAUGUGGGGGUAAAGGAUUAGGACGAAAGGGCUUCUUCAUUGAACCUACAGUGUUUUCCAACGUAACAGAUGACAUGCGGAUUGCCAAGGAAGAGAUCUUUGGGCCUGUUCAAGAAAUACUGAGAUUUAAAACUAUGGAUGAAGUCAUAGAAAGAGCCAACAACUCAGAUUUUGGAUUGGUAGCUGCCGUCUUUACAAAUGACAUAAACAAGGCUCUGACAGUCUCAUCAGCAAUGCAAGCUGGGACAGUCUGGAUAAAUUGUUACAAUGCCUUAAAUGCCCAGAGUCCUUUUGGAGGGUUUAAAAUGUCUGGCAAUGGGAGAGAAAUGGGUGAAUGUGGACUGAGAGAAUAUUCUGAAAUUAAAACUGUGACGAUAAAGAUUCCUCAAAAGAAUUCCUAAGAAGACAAACACCAUGUUGUGCAGAACAGCACAUGAUGCCACCCUUUGUAUUCCUUUGGGGACCAGCACUCAGGAAUAAAAGCAUUACACAGUAUAUAUUUAAGAAAUUAAGAUACAACAUAUAUAACAGGCACAUAAUUGCAUAAAUAAUGCAAAAUAACUUUGUGUGGUUUCAUAGCACUCCACUGAGAACAUUUUUCCCUUAAUCAUAUGCCAAGAGCUAAAAUUGUGAUCGAAAACUACAUAAGAAGUGUUCGAGUUAUAAAACUGUUACACACCCAAAUACACGCACACUCUUUUCUCUAUAAAAAAGGCAAGUUGUUUUAAAAUCACCUUCUCCAAUAGGGCAGCCUUGGCUGAUAUUUUUAUUCUAUAUGGGACUUUGGGGCCACAGUUCUAGCAGUGAGCAAUUUACCAAGUCUUAUGGCUGUUCGCUAAAAGCCAAAAAUGAAAUAAUUUGAAUUGGAGCCAGCCAAUAUUGGUAUGCUGGCACCUUUCCAACUAGCAUGAUAUUGUGAAGGGGUCAGGCUGGGGGGAGCUACAUUUUUAUAUAGUUUAUAGCAAUCUGAAAGGAUACUUACCAGUGAGAUUUGGUUUCUGUUGACCACACAAGCCUUCUGAUUUUUCACAGCUUAUCCUAAUAAAUGUUUUAUAUCUCUUCUAUAUAAAAUCAUCCCUCACUUAGAAUGUUCAAAAAUGUUUUUUACCUGCCUGCCAAAAGAGCAUUGGGGGGGGGGGGGGG